Molecule: messenger RNA, 2220 nt
Organism: Ostertagia ostertagi
Lineage: Eukaryota; Metazoa; Nematoda; Chromadorea; Rhabditida; Trichostrongylidae
Source: the annotation of a GenBank genome assembly
AUGAAGGGGUCAUCAUUCGUUGACAGCUUACCGUGUGAUGAACUUAGCACACAUGCGCAGCUGCUCUAUCACAAAAAGACCAUAACAGAGUUAUUACUGAAGAACUUACAGGAUGAGAAAUGCAAGUCUGUUCAAGCCUUUUGCGAGCUGUUAUCGGCAUUCGUACUCGACAUGAAGGAGGAUUUUCGAGAUGAUAUGUGGGAUUUCUUCAGUGCAUUGACAAAUGUACUAGAUCUUGGAGAGCGUGAUGUUGAAUCGGUGGAAGCGGCAUUUUUUACCUUAUCCCUUCUUGUGAGAAUCAUGUGGCGAACAUUAAUCAAGGAUUUCGUUUCCUUCUUUUGUCAAGUCCACAACAUGGUAACUGGUGUAUUCAAAAUUUCCGACCCAGAUAUUCGAGAUUAUGGUGUAACUAUACUAGAAAAGACAACGGAGUUCAUAGUGAAGUAUGUCCAGAAGGCGUCACGAGGAGAUCUCUUCUUCUUUGAAGUUACUCUAAUCGAACCAACACUAUCUGCUCGUCUGUUGAAUUUGUACUCUUCUAUCUGCUUGAAGAAAAGGCCAAUUCAGGACGCCUUGUCGAGAAGUCGUGCUCCUAUAUUCGAUGUUGCCCACCAUCUCUGUGUUAAGCAACAUGUGGUUGAGUUGAUUCCCCGCUUCACGUCGGCUGAAAGGUCUCUCAAUGCAGCGGUGUUGGUGAUUUGGCCCUGGGUUUUUGAUGUUUCAGAACCAAUAUCAGGUACAGAAGAGGUGGCAGCUUACUUGAAAGAACUGGUUUCCGGAGAUGAUUAUUCGCUCGAGGCAUCGCAGCUUGCUCUCCUUGCUGCGUCAUCAAUAUUUCAAGUGGAUAAAUCCCUUUUGAGAAUGCUUAACCCUAGUGAAGUGGAGCGAUUUGUGAGGGUGUCCGACCUCCUUACACCUUGUUACUUCAAUCCAAAAGCAUCUAUUAGGAAAUGUGCUCUAGAAAUACUGAAUUCAUUCAAUUUCUCAGUAGAAGGAACAAAGGAGGAGGACAUGAAACAUUCAGAGGGCGUUGAUGAGAACGUAUUCGCCAUUCUGCUCGCGGCGGAGUGUUGCAACAUAAUAGAUUCUAGAGGACGUUUACUACAAUUUCACAAGCUCAUGUUUGGCGCUCACAAAAGGUUCAUGCCAAAAGACAGUCGUAUGACAUAUGAUCACAUCAUUCUGCGAAUAAGUUUUGCUCAGUUCUUUGUUCAAUUCACAAAGUUAUGGCCAUCAAUGUACGAGAUUCUGGAAUCAUUUGCACGUGGCAUGGCUAUUGAUGAUUUCUGGACAGUCAUGGUGGAAAUAAUCGAUCAAGUUAACUCUGAAUCUCGGCAACACGAAAAGAAAGAAUCUACCACCCUCUUUCUGCCUUGGUGUGAUAAGGACGACAGAUUUGACUACAGCUCAGCUCGAAUUGAGAUCUUCAAGUUCAUGGCCAUUAUCUCAGACUUGGCUCAACGGAGGACAAGAAUUCUAUCUCCAAUUGUUUUGAAAAUAUACGAAUCUGAAUACCUUCCUCUUAUUGUUGAGAGCUUGAGUUCACUAUCUAAGGGUAGUCAAUUGGAAAGUGCCGAUACAGAAGACAUGGGUGUAAUUACAGCAAAGGAAAGUCCAGAUACCAAUUACGAACAACGUAUGCAUGCAACAAAGGCACUGUGUUCGCUUCUCGAUGUUUACGCUAAGUUCAACGAUGCAAAAUCCGUGUAUUUGGAGAAGAAAAUACGCAGCAUGUACGAGCAUCUCCUGAUGGUAGGCAAUGAUAUGGUGCAAAAGUCGGCGUUGUCGUGUAUAUUUUCUUAUCGAGAUAAGGGACUGCUACCUUACAAGGAAAACUUUGAACGACUCCUCGAUGAAAAAUCGUUUCGAGAACAGUUGGUCUUGUUCACCAUUAAUGAGGAAGAUGGAAAUUCAAUCGUUCAUCCGGAUCACAGACAAACAGUGAUGCAUAUUCUGCUUAGAUUUUUGUACGGGAAGCUGUGGACUCAAACAAAGCGCAACUUUACCGAAUCGAGGCGAGCUGCUAUAUUUCGCUACCUUGGCGGUUGUCGACCAGAGGAGUUACUGGACUUUCUCAAGAUUUUGUUCGCACCUGUUCUUGACGUCAUUGGUACUGAAGAGAUGGACUACAGCAAGAUGGAUUUGCUAUGCGCCGACAGUGAAGUGCUGUUCAGGAUGGAUUUGGGCAAGAUAAGCAGGUGCUAUUUUGAGAUAUAUUAG